Molecule: messenger RNA, 1618 nt
Organism: Stereum hirsutum FP-91666 SS1
Lineage: Eukaryota; Fungi; Basidiomycota; Agaricomycetes; Russulales; Stereaceae
Product: lysozyme-like protein
Exons: 6
Coding region: 369-1373 (334 amino acids)
Source: RefSeq, a predicted model, not a curated record
GCAUCGUGCCAAGGACGACUAAACAACCGAUCGACUUCUAAAAGCGGGAAAACAUAUUCGCGUGUUAUUGACGUCGGGAGACGGACCCUUGAUUGACCAAUAGGAGCACGCGGCCUCGGUUAGCGCCUUGGCGGUCAGGCUUGCUUCUUGUGCCACACUGCCAAUGCGGAGGUGUUUGCCCACCCGAAAUCAUGGCCGCUCCUCCGUCCACUCAUAUAUCGUCGCUAAACGAGGCGCACCCCAAGCCCGAUACUUAAGAACCUUUCCAUCAUCCCACCCCAAUUUCUUUUCCUCCUCCGCUCUUCCUCGAGCUUUUGCCUCUCUCAAGCACAUCCUCAGUCCGACCCCACCACUCUCUUUUGUUCAUCAUGAAAUUCUCCGGAUUGUUGGCCCUCGUUCUUGCCGCUGUCGCUGUCGAAGCAAACCUCCACGCCGAGCGCGAUACUCACGGAGGACAUGCUCAGUUGGCCCGCCGGCUCCCCAAGCAUGCCAGCAAGCAGAAGCGCUGCAAGGUUCGCUCCUCUGCUGCACCGGCAGCGACCCCAAUCGCGGACGUUGCCUCCACCCCGUCCUCCUCCUGGGUCGAUCCCGCUCCCUCGUCUUCCUGGGUUGAUCCCGCCCCCUCGUCCACCUGGGUGGCACCUACUUCCAGCUCUGUUGCCCCAGUCAUCAUGGCCGCUGCUACUCCCGUCGCGGGUGCCGUCGCCGGGUUGAUUUCCGUCGUAUCCAAUACCUGCGGAGCGAGUGGUGCUACCACGGAUAUUACCGCUACUAGCGGCCCUAACGGUGCCAUCACCUGGUUGAACUGUGGACUCGACGGCUCGGGAUGGAACCCGCCCUACAUCCAGGUCUCCGAUCUUAUUUCGGCAGACCUUGGCCAAUCCAUUUCGACCGGUAACAGCCCAUUCAAUGCUUGCUCCGACUAUGUCGAUAUGUUCUACCAGUAUGCCGAACAGAACGGCCUGCCGCCCAUCCUUCUCGCUUCCUUCGCUAUGCAGGAGAGCAGCUGCAACCCUGGCACUGUCGGUGGUGCAGGCGAGCAGGGUCUCAUGCAGUUGACCAAGGAUAAGUGUUACGCCGCCCCAGGUGGAAACUGCCAAGACCCCAACUAUAACAUCAUGACGGGUGCCAAGUUCAUCGCCGAUACUCUCCAGGCCAACGGGGGAGAUGUCUUGAAGACCAUCGGCGCGUACAACGGGUGGUCUACUGACCUUACUUUGUGGCAAGCGACCGCUGCUGCAUCGACGUCUUGCUGCCGCUGCCAGAACAACCUCGACUACCUGCACCAGUUCCUCAACGGUUGGAUGCAGGGCGUUGAUGCCUACACUAAUGUUCCCCGCCUCGGGCAGUACUUCAACCUUGACCAGUGCUAAUUUCGCAUUGUAUAUGUACUCCGCCUUUGCACCCUCCCCCCUUUGGCAUCGGAUUCUCGCCAUUUUGCAGCUAUUUCUGACCCGUGUACCAUAACACUCCUGACACUCUCCCGUCGCCCAUACUAUAAGCAUUGGCGUAAGUAUACCCUGCUAAUCACCUGCAGAACUUUCUUUUUGGUUUGAAUUGGUUCUAACUUCCCCGUGACGGCCGAUCCUUGCACGUCUUGCACAUCCUUACACUAUCC